Molecule: messenger RNA, 636 nt
Organism: Hyaloperonospora brassicae
Lineage: Eukaryota; Oomycota; Peronosporomycetes; Peronosporales; Peronosporaceae
Source: the annotation of a GenBank genome assembly
AUGUCGACGAUCGCCCGGCGCGCCCGCCGUCGCCCACUGCUGCGUGCGCUCUACAGCUCCACCGGCACGGGAAGCGGCGGCUUCUCGUACCCCGGCGCGCGCUCGCUCGAGCAGCUCGUCAAGCUCGAGCGCCUCCGGCACGAGCCGCCGGCGCAGAUUUGCCACCUGUGGCAGCGCUUCCACGCCGACAAGCGCGACGCCGCCGCGACGACGCUCGUGGCCAGUGCGUAUCAGGAGCUCCUCCGGCGCGCAGCCGCUGCGCCGUACCUGCUCGUGCCCGUGUACCGCCAAGAGGGGUACGUCAACCUCUUGAGCCAGUUCCAGCAGUCGUGUUUCCUGGUCACGUCUUUGGAGGCGUUCCAAGCGGACGCGGGCACGGCCCAGCCGUGUGUAGCCAUCUCGCUCUACGACGACUUGCUCGCGGACAAGGGCUUGACGCUGCUCCGGGCCGAUGUGCUGCACAUGGUGGACAAACCCGAGUCGCAGCUGGUGCUGGAGCAAGUGCUCCGGUGCUACACGCGCGACGAGCUCUACGCUCACGUCGACAUGCUGAACAACAGGCCGAACGACUUUGACUUUGAAGCCUAUCGGCUCGUGCUCAAGACCGACAGUGAGCAGCACUCGACACGCGAGUAG